ACUUUAGGGGUGCUUACGGUAUAGCUAGUAAGAAAACAAAAACCAAAAAAAAACUUUUGCAUAAUAAUAAUGCCUCCCAAAAAGACCGUGUCGGUUGAAAUACCUGAUGUGGAGCAACCUUCGACUGAAGAGAAGAAACCUUCCAGGAAGGGAGGGAAGCACUCCGAGAAUGAUUCUGUUGCCGAUGAGCCUACCGAAGAGGCAGUGACACGGAAACCUUCAGCCCAUCCAUCAACGAUGGAAAUGGUCAAAGAGGCAGUUAAAGCGCUUGAUACCAGGAAGGGGUCGUCCGCACAAGCUAUUCGUCGGUAUAUUUUGGAGCACUAUCCGUCGAUGGACCAGAUAAGACUGAAAUAUAUGCUGCGCAGGGCGCUUGCUAAAGGACUGGAGAACGGGGUUCUGGUGAGGCCUCUUAAUUCCACUGCAAAUGGCGCGCAGGGGAGAUUCCGCCUUGCACCUCGGGGAAAAGCUAAAGCGCAGAAGGGAACGGAGAAUGCUGACCCUAAUGUGGAGAAACCAAAAGUGAAAACGAAAGCGAAGGGUACAGGGUCCGCAAAGCCAAAACCUGUGGCAAAAAAGCUUGUGCAUGAGGACUCUGGAACCACUCUUGCCUCUAAAGUGGCCCCUGCUAAGAAACCCAAAAAGGCUGCAGGAGUGACUAAAGCAAAGGAUGCCGUGCCCAAAUCUAAAGUGGGGUCAAAGAUGCGCAAGGCCAAAGCCACGGCCAAGUCUCCUGCCAAAGCCACGGCCAAGUCUCCUGCCAAAGCCACGGCCAAGUCUCCUGCCAAAGCCACGGCCAAGUCUCCUGCCAAAACCACGGCCAAGUCUCCUGCCAAACAGCUGGCAGGGCCAGGUGGGGCUGCUGCCAAAAAGCUUGGUAAAGGCAAGAAGAAGGUCUAGCGAAGGUGCUUGUUUUGUGUGUUAGUUUUACAUUUCCCAUUGUACAGUUUGAAUAAAGAUUUGUAUUCCUUUUUCAAA
Molecule: messenger RNA, 978 nt
Organism: Conger conger (European conger)
Lineage: Eukaryota; Metazoa; Chordata; Actinopteri; Anguilliformes; Congridae
Product: protein B4
Exons: 5
Coding region: 70-900 (276 amino acids)
Biological process (GO): nucleosome assembly
Cellular component (GO): nucleosome
Molecular function (GO): structural constituent of chromatin; DNA binding
Source: RefSeq, a predicted model, not a curated record